Sitophilus oryzae (rice weevil) is the source of this 2048-nucleotide messenger RNA. RefSeq lists its product as uncharacterized. Gene Ontology annotation, biological process: proteolysis. The record is from RefSeq and is a predicted model, not a curated record. The transcript is spliced from 2 exons. Gene Ontology annotation, molecular function: zinc ion binding; aspartic-type endopeptidase activity; nucleic acid binding. NCBI's taxonomy places the organism in Eukaryota, Metazoa, Arthropoda, Insecta, Coleoptera, Curculionidae. The coding region runs from base 363 to 2048 and encodes 561 amino acids.
UGUAUAAAAGCUACCCGUAUUGGCGAAACGUGGACCUCUUCCACUAUAAAUAACAGAGGUGGCGCCCGAGAGAUUUAAAUUUACUACUGUACGCCAGUAAGGCUAUUUAUUUUUCACUGAACCAAAGAAAAAUAAAUUGAGACUCUUACAAAAAUGGCGCCCAAGCAUAGGGACUUGAUUGUUUUGAAGAUUGAACCGUCAAAAGUACCAGGAAAACCGGGUAAAGCUAGUAAAAGCGAGAAAGCUAUGGAAACAGUGUGAGAGGAGGUGAAAAGAAAGUAACAACCGUCGAGCAUAAGUACCUCUAGAGACAGUAAAGUCUCAGUGCUUCUGAGUUAAAGACUAGUGAAAUCUAGAGCGAUAUGGAAACUGAGGAAGAUUUUUUUCGGAUUUUUUUCGGAUUGGAUUGUACCGGGACUGUUGAGGAGAUGCGAAGAAGGAUAGUGAGAUUCAUUAGAGAAGGACAGGUGAGUCCUCAGCCGGUCUCAAAGCCUUUUGGAUUUCCUGGAAAUAGUGCUGUUGUACCGACAGUGAGCUCUACAGCCACCCUGACCACUACGACAGUGACAACUACAGUGACAGCAACCUCGAGUGGAUACAUUGCUGGACGUGUAGUGCCUUCUCCGGUGGUCUAUACUUCUACUUCACAGCCUGUCCCUCUGCCGAUAAAUCCAGGUAUGUCAAAUAGUUUUAAUACUAAUCCUAUACAAGUUUACAAAUGGGGGGUGACAUUUAAUGGUCGCUCGGACCCUGUAACAUUCUUAGAGAGACUGGAAGAAAUUUGUAUAGCACAGAAUAUACAUCCGGAUCGUUUAUUGCCACAUUUGCCAGAAGUUUUGCAAGGAGAAGCUGCGCUCUGGUACCGCAAUAACCGAGUAAAUUACAGGACCUGGGAAGAAUUUACUGGAGAAUUUAAAAUUUUUUAUUAUCCAGUAAAUUAUGAGGUGGACCUAGAGGCGAAGAUAAGUCGUCGAGUGCAAAGACAUAACGAGUCUGUCACGGCGUACAUCACUGAUCUUCAAACGUUGAUCCGCAGACAUGGCAGCAUCUCUCUGAAUCAAGAAUUGCAGUGGUUGUACAGAAAUUUGUUACCUGAAUUUCGUCAGUAUGUCCGAAGAGGAGAUUUUCACGAUAUUUCAUCGUUCUCAAGAAUAACCAAGGAGUUUGAACUGCUUAAUCAGGAACUGCAGCGAUCGUCCCGUACUUAUGCACCGUCCGAUGUCGAAGCCCGACCGAAUAAUACGCCUCGGCGAGACAGGCUGGAAAAUGAGCAUGCUGGAGCCAGGAGCAACCUGAUGGUUAUCCAGAGCCAAUCGCCGUCUCAGAGUAAACAGAGACAUGUGUCUGUUACUCCCCGUGUUUCAAGAUAUCCGUAUAGAGCGCCGAACUCUGCAAAACAGACUUCAGAAGCAAUCUGUUGGAGAUGUGGACAGACAGGACACUUCCGCAGACAGUGCACAUCCGAGCCCAAAAUCUUUUGUUCCCGAUGCAAAAAGACAGGUGUUCUUUCUAGGAAUUGUCCAUGUGUGAGCCCAAGAAAGCGGGAACCAAACCGCACAGAAAUAUCCCAGGAACAACAUUAUUCACCAACGGAGAUUGUUGAAGAAUUACCACAAAUCAUACGUCAAGAAAUUCGUCCUGUUGUGAAGAUUCGCUACCGGAACACCGACUAUUUGGCACUCCUGGAUACUGGAGCUGCCCAUUCCUAUAUUGGAAAGAAAUUGACAGAACAGUGCCAAACUUCCAAGGCAAUUCCUGUCAAACCCACGGUAAAAGGAGCGAGACUUGCUAAUGGUGCCACGGAGUCCAUUAGCACAGCAUUUAGGAUGAAAAUCCAAGUAGGAGAGCAGUCUCUGAAUGAGGUUUUCCACAGUCUAAAAGACUUAGUUUCGGAUAUGAUUAUUGGUAUGGAUAUUCUGGGCAAACAUGACUUCCAGAUUGAUUUACGAACCCGACAGAUCCGAUUGAAUGCUAAGUUGAUCCGAAGCUCCGCCGAAGGUUUACAAGUAAACCCGAAGAAAAAUGUUGAACAAACACCGAGAAGUUGA